CCUACCAACAUGCUUCACACGGAGCGAGCAGGAUGAUUUUCUAUCACGAAUAUGGAUUUAUUGCGAUCUACUAGGUUUCAUUCAUUUGCUUUCGCCUUGGUCAUCUAUGGUGCACUAACCAUAGGGAUAGAUGGUGCAUCCCCUCUGAAAGCGAAGUCGGCGACCCCGUUUACGGACCAGUGCUUCCCCAACCCCUGCUACAACCGGGCCAUCUGCCGUAGCCGUGGUGACGGUUACUCUUGUUUCUGCGUGCCGGGGUUCCAGGGUGAGCGCUGCCAGAUCGAGGUGAACGAGUGUGUGUCGCAGCCCUGCAGGAACAGAGCCACCUGUGUAGACAGGGUGGGCAGGUACGCCUGCCUCUGCAGCCCGGGGUUCACAGGUGCCACCUGUGAGGUCCAGAUUAACGAGUGUCAAUCACAGCCCUGCCUCAACGGCGGGAGUUGUCAUGACUACGUCAACGGCUUCUCAUGCACCUGCAUGCCCGGUUUCCAGGGCGACCGCUGUGAAAUCGACGUUGACGAGUGCCAUCACCAGCCAUGCCAAAACGGGGCCCUGUGUAUUGAUAGGUUGAAUGGGUACAGCUGCGACUGCUCUCAGACCACCUUCACUGGGCGACACUGUGAAACUGCUGCUCCUCCAUGCACGUCCCAGCCAUGCCUCAACGGCGCCAUCUGUGUGGAGGACGAGGGGAACUACACCUGUGACUGCUGGCCAGGGUUCAAGGGUCGUCAGUGUGAGGUGGAUGUGAGUGAGUGCAGCAGCAACCCCUGUCUGUACAGGGGACACUGUAUAGAGCUGUCCUGGCAGAGCCUGUAUGGUUCAGAGCCUCUGCUUCCAGACCACUACGACCCACAGCAAGCUGCAGGCUUCAUAUGCAGCUGCCCACCAGGAACCACAGGUACUCUUUGUGAGGAGGUAGUGGACACGUGUGACCCCAGCCCUUGUGAGAACGGGGGUCAGUGUGAGAGCCUUGUGGGGGGCUAUGUGUGCCACUGCUCUCCGCAGAACCAAGAUGAGUUCCUGUACGGGGGACAGAACUGCAGCGAGGCUAUGGUGGGCUGUGAGGGCCACGAGUGUCAGAACCAGGGCUCGUGUUCUCCCUUCCUGAGCGGCGGCCAUCAUGGCUACUCCUGCCUCUGCCCCCCGGGCCUCACCGGGCCUCUCUGCCAGACCCUCACAGCCUUCUCCUUCGAGCAGAAAGGCUAUUUGCUGUUGCAGAGCCCACUGCUGGCCGCAGAGGCCUCAUGCAACAUCACCCUGAGCUUCCGGACAGUGCUGCCCAGGGCCGUGCUCUUCCAGCGGAGCAGUGGAGGGCUGGUCCUGGGUCUGGAGCUACUGGGGGGCCAGCUGAUACUCAGCCUGAGGAGGGAGGCCUUGGCUGGGGGUGGGGAAGAGGGAGAGGCCCUGCAGCUUAGGCAGACCCUGGAGCUCCCUCUUAACGUGACUGAUGGGGAGUGGCACUCUGUGAAGGCCGUGCUGGAGGACGGUCUGCUCAGCCUCAGGCUCCUGGAUGGUGGGGUCUGUCAGGAGCAGGACUGUGAGAGCAAAGCCCAGGUCAAUGGCACCCUGGCUGGGACGGAUCUUCCAGAGUCUCCCCCCCAGAACACUUUCAUUGGCGGGGUGGUGGAGGCAGGCGGCGCCCUGGUCCCAGUCCCGGCCUUCAUUGGCUGUCUGCGGGACGUGUUUGUGGACUCCCAGCUGGUGGUUCCGGAGGAGUGGCUGAGCGACUCGGCAGUGAACGUGACUGCAGGCUGCAGCCACAGGGACCGAUGCCAGGACAGCCCCUGUGAGAACAGAGGACAGUGCAUCAACCUGUGGCAGAGCUACCAGUGCCGGUGCCCCCGGCCAUACGAAGGUCACGACUGUGCUGAGGAGUACGUGACGGCCCGCUUUGGCAGUGAGGACUCUCAGAGCUAUGCCGUCUUCACCAUCACAGACAACCCAGGAAAUGACAUCACUGUCUCCCUCUUCCUGCGCACACGUCGCCACGCUGGCCUCUUAUUGGUGCUCGUCAACAGCACCAGCCAAUACCUGCGCCUGUGGCUGGACAAGGGACGGGUCAGAGUUCAGCUCCAUAACUUUGAAACCUUGACCAGUGAGAGUGCGGUCAACGACGGAGACAUCCACUUUGUGAGCAUGGUGGUUGACCGUGAGCAUAUGGUCCUGUAUGUAGCCAACCAGAAGCAGGGCUCGGUGGAGGUCAGGAUGGUGGACAGUCAAAUGGGAGAUGUCGUGUAUGUUGGGGGUCUGGCGGAGCAGAAGGCGUCAGCAGCGUUCGGGGGCUACUUUAAAGGCUGUAUACAGGACCUGAGGAUCAACGGAGAGAGACUGCAAUUCUUCAGGCUGGACACCCCGGUGACGUCAUAUCCUGUCGAACUCAUGGCUAACGUCACAGCGGGCUGCACUGGGGAUGACUCCUGUAGUAGGAACCUGUGUCAGAACGGAGGGAUGUGCUACUCCGUGUGGGACGACUUCACUUGCACCUGCCCCCCCAACACUGCAGGGCGGCGCUGUGAGGAGGUCAAGUGGUGUGAGCUGUCACCCUGCCCCGCACGGGCAGAGUGUCACAUCCUCAGCCAGGGAUACGAGUGCUUUUCCAACGCCACUUUCCUUGACGACAGCAAUGUGCUGUCUUACCGCGGUAACGGCCAUAUCCACCGCAGCCUGGCCAGCAUCUCCCUCAGCAUGCGCACCCGUAAACGCCACGCCGCCAUCUUGCACGCUGAGAGUGGGCCGGAGUUUGUGACGGUGUCUGUGCAGGAUGGCCUUCUCUUCCUUGAGCUCCAGAGCGGGGUGGGGGAGGGUUCCUCCACAGUGUCCCUCAGCAGUCGGAGGAGGGUCAGUGACGGGGAGUGGCACAGCGUCCACCUCUUCAUGGUCACCCCCUGGGCAGAGGCAUCCCGCUGGACCAUGGUACUGGAUGAGGAGGCGGAGGAGGCAGGGACCUCCAGCAGCGAAGGGGGCAACCUGGACUUCCUCAGGGAGGAGGUGGACAUCCUGCUGGGGGGGCUGGGGCCCGAGGCUGGCUGGAGCCUAGUGGGGUGCCUGGGCACAGUGGAGGUGGGGGGCAUCGCCCUGCCUUACUAUAGCCCUUCAGAGGUCAACCUUCCCCGGACUCAGGAGGAGCAGUUCCUGCGGACAUCCCCCAACCCACCCAGGGGCGGGUGCAGUGGAGGCCCGGUGUGCCAGCCCAGCCCAUGUGUGAACAGAGGCAGCUGCCAGGACCUCUGGAACCUGUUCAACUGUAGCUGUGACGAGGGCUGGGCCGGACGCCGUUGUGAGCUCAACACAGACACCUGCGCCUCCAACCCCUGUAUCCAUGGCAACUGUAGCGUUCAGGGGCUGGCAUACAAGUGUUCCUGUGAGUUUGGCUACACUGGUAUGAACUGUGAGGAGGAGGUGGAUGUGUGUGAGAACCAUCUAUGUGCUCAUGGAGGGACGUGUCUACAUGGAGUGAACAAGUACGCCUGUCUGUGUGCUGAGAACUACACCGGACCUUACUGCAAUGAUCGUGUUGAGGAAAUCCCAUGGUACAUAGUAGUCAACAGGAAUGUUCGGCCCAAGCUGCCAGUGUCUGUCUGUGGAGAUGAAACCAGAAACUACACCUGCUUCAACUCAGGGAACUGCACCGAGAGAGAGCUGUCCUGUGACUGUCUACCCGGCUUCACAGGGCACCGCUGUGAGCAGGAGGUGGAUGAGUGCAAGUCCAACCCCUGUCUGAAUGGGGGCUACUGCCGAAACCUCAUCAACAAGUACCACUGUGUGUGUGACAUGAGUUUCGCCGGGGACAAUUGCCAGAUCGACUUGACCUCUGAAGGGCUGACCACUGACCUAUUGCUGUCGGUCAGUCUGGUGUCAGUGGUGCUGCUACUGGCCCUGGUCAGUACCUCUGUGGGUCUGGUGGUGGCUCUGAACCGUAGGGCCACCCAUGGCACCUACAGCCCCAGCCGACAGGAGAAGGAGGGAUCCCGCGUAGAAAUGUGGAACAUAUCCCAGCCGCCGCCCGUGGAGAGACUCAUAUAAAACAUGGCCCAGUUUCAAUCCCACCACUCACCACUGUCCCAACACUGUUCCAUGGAGACAUAACUCACUGGCCUGGGCCCAGUUCCAAACCCACCACUGACCCAACACAGGCUGAAUCUCAAACCGAACACUUGGCCCUUGAGCCCUUUAUCAAGUGAUCCAGCCACACUGACUGUCCUGGGCCCAGUUCCAAACCCACCACUGACCCAACACAGGCUGAAUCUCAAACCGAACACUUGGCCCUUGAGCCCUUUAUCAAGUGAUCCAGCCACACUGACUGUCCUGGGCCCAGUUCCAAACCCACUACUCAACACGAUGGAGAGACUCAUAGAGACUUUAUCCCAAUAUCAUCGCUGGGGUAUUAUAAUACUAUAUGCCAUUUAGCAGACACUUUUAUCCACGUUUUACAUAUGUGUGGUCCCGGGAACCGAACCCACUAUCCUGGUGUUGCAAGCACCAUGAUCUACCAACUGAGAUAUAGAGUUCCUUCCUGACCUGAUCUUAAAGCCUGGUCUCAUAGACUAGAUGUAACAUAGUAAAGGUAAAUCCAGAAUACUGAAAUUAGUAUGAUGUGUUACGUUUUGUAUGGUUACAUAAGGCAAAAAGGAAAGUACAGUGGUUGGUCUGGGUGGAUGUAUAACGCCAAUGUCUAGCAACUCUAAUGUUUUGUGUUUGAAUCAUGGCGGGCAGAUUUAGAAAUGUAGCCACUACUUACUACUUUUUAGCUACUUUGCAACUACUUAAGCAUAUUAGCUUCCCCCUUAACCCAUUGACCUAACUCCUAACCUUAUCCUCUAGCCUAACUAACCUCGCUACUGUUAGCAUUAGCCACAUAGCUAACGUUAGCCACAACUAAUUGGAAUUCGUAACAUAUCAUAUGUUUUCAAAAUCGUAACAUAUUGUACGAAAUGUAUGAUGGACAUCCAUAAAUGAAUACAUACCAUACGAAACGUAACAAUCGUACUAGUUGGGAGUAUUCGGGAUUUAUUAUGUUACGUUUAUCCCUGAGUCCAAGAUGGAUCUUAUCGAGGAACACUUGGGAUUUCUACUGUUUUUGCCUCAGCCGCAAAUACAAAUACCUCACCUUUCAUUUGGUCCUCAAAACACUUGAAUGUUGUAGUGAAAUGGGAGCUCCAGAGGACCGCUCUGCACUAGAUGAGGAUAUGCAUAGAUGGACAGAGAAGGCUUCCAGUCUUGCCACUAGAUAUAGAAGUAUUCUGCUUUACUUAAGCAUAUAAGAACACAGUGGUCUGAAAAGAGCCCAAUUGCCAUACUUGAGUAAAAGUAAAGAUGGCUUCAUAGAAAACGACUCAGGUGAAAGUCACCCAGUAAAAUACUACUUGAGUAGAAGUCUAAAAGUUUUAUGUUUAAAUAUACUUAAGUAUCAAAAGUAAAUGGAAUUGCUAAAAU
Molecule: messenger RNA, 5433 nt
Organism: Oncorhynchus gorbuscha (pink salmon)
Lineage: Eukaryota; Metazoa; Chordata; Actinopteri; Salmoniformes; Salmonidae
Gene: crb1
Product: crumbs cell polarity complex component 1
Exons: 13
Coding region: 52-4023 (1323 amino acids)
Biological process (GO): heterophilic cell-cell adhesion; establishment or maintenance of epithelial cell apical/basal polarity
Cellular component (GO): plasma membrane; protein-containing complex
Molecular function (GO): calcium ion binding
Source: RefSeq, a predicted model, not a curated record